UCUGUCUUACCUAUUGUAAUCAUGUUGCUAAACAUUUUCAUUAUUUGACAGCUAAACUACAAAGCAUCAAUAUACUAGUUCAUACUACUAUUACAUAACCUGAUUCAUUAUUGUUAUUGACAUCACUGUGAAGAGAUAAGAAUCAUUGUAGACUCAACUACCUGAUUAGAAUAAACUCUAGCACAAUUUUCUCUCCUUCCUUGUGAAUGAGUUAUCUGCCUUGAUCACCGUCGUCGUGUGUGUACGUGUGCGUGUGCGGGAGGGAACUUACACAGCAAUAGGAGGAUAAACAUACGGAACAGGAAUAUUGAUAUCCAGAGAAUUGUUCAUUGAACAGCCUGGAAACAUGGAAAUACCGAUCACCAGAGAUCUAACAAACAAUUGGUCACUGAUAAGUACAAAUGCAUCUCAGUUACCUCCAAUGCAACAGCCACAACAACAAACAACUAUCGACUUACAACAGACAUUUAUUGGAAACUAUACUAAUCCUUCAGUCAGUGAACUUGUCACACUAAUGCCGACAUCCUCAUCGCCAACACUGUCAACUGUAUCCACACCGGGUAAACGAAUGAUGAAUGAUCCUCCUCAGACGUAUUGGAAUGAAGUCAGCCAACCUGUGAAUGGAAUUACACAGAUACACACAGAGGCGAUAACUGGUUAUUAUACAAAUUCACUAGGUUCUUCUUCUAUUAUCUGUCCUAUUAUAAAUCCACAAAUAACUCAACCCCCACCGCCAAGCUGUUCUUCUGUUGUAAAGCAUACACAUCCAGCUAAUUCGAUACAUUCAACCACCACUUCAGGAGUGGUAUCAAGUACUACAGGAAAUUCAGGUGGUAAACUUCCUCGUCAACGUAAAAAAGAUCCCUACAUUCCUAGUUAUAUGGAUCCAGCUAACGGUCCUGAACCAUGUGUUGUCUGCGGUGAUAAUGCUACCGGGUUUCAUUAUCGUGCUAUGACAUGUGAAGGUUGUAAAGGUUUUUUUCGGCGUUCAGUACAAAAGAAACUUGUCUACACGUGUAAAUUCAAUGGGAGAUGUUCAGUUUCAGAUAAACAGAAUAGAAACAGCUGUCAAAAGUGUCGUUUCGAUCGAUGCAUUAAAGGUGGUAUGGCUAAAGAUUUGGUGCUGGAUGAAGAGAAACGCCUGGCAAAACGUCGUCUUAUUGAAGCGAAUCGUGCACGUAAACGUGCUGAAUCUGAUAAUGCAAUGCAACAAGGCCAGUUGACUUCAGGUCCAAGUCCACCGAAACAAACCAACUUCUCACAACAACAACAACAACCACUGCCACCAUCUGUUCAACCGAUUGCUGUUACUCCCUCACCUCUUCUCUCGUCUCCAUUAGUAAGUCAACAGAAUCCACAUAAUCAUCAAAUCCGGCAACAAUCACAAUCACAACAGAUUAGAUCACCAUUAGUAUCAACAACGAAUCAACAACGUCCUGUGCUACACAAUAGUUAUCCAACGACAAUAACUACACAAACAGGCAUAAUGAAUUUCGCAAGUCUAUCACCGAAUGAUGAGAAGUCCACUCACCAACUACAUAUGUGUACUAAUCUCAGCCCGAAACCAUCAGGUGCAUCAACAACCACCUGUGUAACUAGUUUCAAUCGACAUGAUUCUACAUCUUCAAUUCAAGCAAUAUACGAUCCAAAUUGUGCUAUGCUUCCACUAUUGCAAACUUCACCGACAAGAAAUCAAUUCAUCUACUCAGAUGGCAAUUCUCCAGUACAUCAUCAAGGUCAUUAUAUAAGUCCUAAUCAUCAUCAUCAUCAUCAACCUCCACCUGCUGCUUCAUUUCAUCAGCAUCAACAGCCUCCAGUAGUACAUUCUCUACCAGCUCCAACUACCGAUAUGCUAUCGAAUAAUGCACUACAUUCAAAUUCCAUGAUAAACAUCACAUCAAAUGUUCCAGUGGACCCUAAUAAUCAUAUUUAUUGGCCGAAUAAUUCAUGUGUAAGUGAAGUAAUGGAGAGUACAUUUCAUCAACCUUUAACCACGUUACAUAACAAUAAUAGUAAUAGUAAUAAUAAUGACAGUGUUAGUCAAAUACAUCAACAUGUUCCACCGUCAAACACUUCAGGACAACAUCAUCAAGACAGUAUGAUUCAUACAAAUGUUGUAACUAAUUCUACAUGGGAUAGUGAACAAUUUACACCAUCGAUUAUAUCUACCGGGGGUCAUGUUUCACAAUGUUGUCCAGUAAAUAUAGUCAGUGAAACUCUACCGUAUACAUCACAUCCACAACAACACUUUCAACAUGUUGAACAGCAAUCGCCUCAUCACCACCAUCAACAACAACAACAACAAGCAUCUCCACCUCAAUCAGUUACACCGUUGAAACAUCAUCCAGAUGUCACACUAGUUAUGCAAAAUACAAAUUCUAUGAAUAUUUUUCAAACAGAUGGACCAAUUCUAGGGAAUAAUUCAACAAUUAGCAGCACCAACAGCGACAGCAACAUUAAUAAUAAUAAUGAAAUGAAUAAUAUGAAAUUGAUUCAAUUAGACGAUGAAAAUUUUACAACAUCGAUGACUUCAAUGAUGAAUACACCGUCUGAUAUGAAUUCGUUACAUCUAACAUCUUAUUCCUCCUGCUCCUUAUCAGCAUCAUCGCAACCUUCAUCGUUGUCAUCAUCCUCAUCAUCGUCUUCUUCUUCGUGUUCCGGUUCUUCAUCAAUCUCAUCAUCGUCAUCAUCUAAUUUUUCAGUACCAAUAGGGAAAGAAGGAGAGGAAAAAUUUCCCAUCGUUUCAAAAUCAGCUGACUCAUUCAGUGGGACAGAUGAACUAUUUCUUUGGACGAUUGAUGAUCAAAAUUUAAUUGAUUCAAUUCGUAAUGCCUAUGAAUCGACAUAUUUUGAUUCGCCUACUAAAAAAUUUCCUCAAGAGAAACAAUUAACUGACAGCACCACCGAUGAUGUUCAAAUGAAUUCAGGUGAAUUUGUUAUUAAAAGCAUCGUAGAUUCACAUGUGACGGGGUUUCUUACAAAGUUGGAUGAAAUCGAACAAGAAGAUAUAAAACAGGCAAGAGCAUUUUAUAUGACAACAUUUCAUGAUUUAGCUUAUCUUAUUGAACCAGCGAUAACACGUCUGGUGACAUUUGCUAAACAAGUGUCCGGAUUCGAUUUGCUCGAAGCAGAUGAUCAAAUUCGUCUAUUGUGUGGAUGUUGCCUUGAUCUAAUCACACUAAGAGCUGCUUACUGUAUGAGUAGAUCAGUUAAAACUCAAGGCUUAACUGAAAAUCCUUUGUCAACACAAGCCUCAACACCAUCAUCACAAGUCAGCACAAAUAAUCAGGUCAACAACAACAACAACAAAGAUUCAUAUCAUCAAAACAAUUACAAUACCCUUACACCCCCACAUAUACCAAAUACUAAUUAUCCAAAACUUGGUACAUCGGAUGAAAAGUGUGCUCAAUUGAUUCGUGGUAUAGCCAUAAAAAUGGCUAAGUUGAAUAUUGAUCAAACGGAUGUUGCAAUGAUGGCGGCUAUCCUACUGAUGUCCCCAGAUCGAAGUGACCUUCUAAAUACAGACAUAAUCGAGAAUAAUCAAAGCACCCUAUUGGAAACAUUUAAUCGUUAUGUCAAUCGUUCCCGCGGACAAAUUAAACAAUCCGGUAAUUAUUCAAUCCCUAGUUCACAAUGUUGGCCACGUAUUAUAAUGACACUGACUGAACUACGCUCAGUAACAAUGUGUGCACAAGAUUUCUUCACGAAUACACCUGAACACAAUGACAGUACAAAUCAGUUACCAUGGUAUUUUCAUGAAUUAUUUUUAGUUGAAAAUGAAGAGGUGUUCAAUGCUAAAGAUUGAAAUUCAGAGGUAGAUCUACGCGCAUUUGAAGUUUAAACUAUGCUACAUUUCUUUUAAUCUACAGAAAAUAGAAGUAAAACAACCUUUUUCUUAGUUGAACAUUGGAUAUUGAACUAUUCCAGUUGUUAAUAUCACCUCUGAGCUGUAUGAGUCACCUUCUUCAUUUUCGACUUUCAGUUCUUUAAACAGCAUAUAAUCCAAUGAAGAAAAAGAAAAAAAAAUUAUAUUUCCGCCUUCUCGUCUUAGUAUUUGUAAAAUUUUAAAACAGUCUCCUUGGUGAGAAACAAUCACAGCAACAUUUAAAGCUUUCACCAACCUCUCCUUGUUUUUAACAUUUGCACCACUUUUCUACACUCCACAUCUUCUUUCUUCUUAUUAUUAUCAUCAUCCCAUUUUAUCCGUUUUCUAAACGUCAUAAUACCUCUUCCAGUUCUAGAAUGAACCCAUGUGUGAUAAGCCGAAUCAAAAUUUUGAUUAAGGCGCCGAGUCUUUUCAUUUUGUCAAUGAUUUAUUCAAAGUAUCUGCUUAGAAAAUAUUCAUAACAUUCAUUGGUGUGUUUUGUGUUAUAUAUACUACACAAGUAACUGUGGUGACAAAAAUAAAUCACAAUCUCAGGGAUUCAAUGAAUUCAAUUUGCCUCAUUUACAAGUGAUAGAUAGACAGUUUUUUUUCUCUGUCGUUUAACCCUUUUUUUCAUUCAUAACAACUGUUCAUACAAAGUUAAAGGGUCUCGAAUGUGCACAGCUACAUUGUACUACCUACAUUUACUUUUUCUGGUGAAUGAAUGAAUGAAAGGAAGGAAGGACGGAUGUUCUUUUAGGCUUAACAAAAUAUACCUGUGAUUAUUACUCUUUCUAUUAAUUAUCUUUCUAUUCCACACAUUUUGUUUGUACCUUAGUGUGUUAGAUAUCAGCCUGUGAAACUCUAUUGUCCCUUUAAUUUGUUCGUAAUAAUGAUGUUCAAUAAUAUUGUUUUAUUUAAACAACA
Messenger RNA from Trichobilharzia szidati, 4792 nucleotides. The record is from the annotation of a GenBank genome assembly. NCBI's taxonomy places the organism in Eukaryota, Metazoa, Platyhelminthes, Trematoda, Strigeidida, Schistosomatidae.